Alternaria atra is the source of this 1335-nucleotide messenger RNA. RefSeq lists its product as uncharacterized. Gene Ontology annotation, molecular function: transmembrane transporter activity. Gene Ontology annotation, biological process: transmembrane transport. Gene Ontology annotation, cellular component: fungal-type vacuole membrane. Lineage: Eukaryota; Fungi; Ascomycota; Dothideomycetes; Pleosporales; Pleosporaceae. The record is from RefSeq and is a predicted model, not a curated record. The transcript has 2 exons. Bases 1 to 1335 code for a protein of 444 amino acids.
AUGGCGACUAGGUCCCACUCAGCCCUUGUUAGCACGAGCACUACACCCGACAACCAGUCGCGGUUCGAGCUGGAAACAAGCUCGAGAUGGAACGACGAACCUGAGAAUGGCACUCUGCUACCGCCAACCGAUGGCGGAAAAGAUGCUUGGCUGUUUCUGGCAGCUGCAUUUGUGAUAGAGAUGAUGGUGUGGGGGUUCCCAUGGUCGUACGGUAUCUUCCAAGAGUACUAUAGCUCAUCACUACCUUUCUCGGGUGAGUCUGGUAUCCCAGCUAUCGGCACUUCCGCGAUGGGCAUACUUUAUAUGGUCGCACCCUUCACAUUUGGAUCACUCAUACGUUGGCCUCAAUACAAGAGGACAGUAAUGGUUGCAGGCUUGCUUACGAUGUGUCUUUCGCUUGGACUGAGCUCACUAUGCACGACCGUACCUCAACUUAUCGUCACCCAAGGCAUCCUUUAUGGUAUUGGCGGCGCCGUGACAUAUAGUCCUGUCGUUACUUUUCUGGAUGAGUGGUUUGUGAGACGUAAAGGACUCGCAUUCGGCAUCAUGUGGGCAGGCACAGGACUUGGAGGCAUCGUCAUUCCGCUCGUGCUGCAAUUUCUUCUCAAUCACUACGGCUUCCGCACGGCGCUGCGCAUAUGGACGAUCGUUCUCUUCGUUGUCGGUCUGCCCCUUACCUUCUUUCUUAAGCCGCGAAUUCCUGUGCCAGCAACCACCAGGUCUCGCAUUACCUUCACUUUCUUAACGAACACGCCUUUCUGGAUCCUGCAGUUUGGAAACAUCAUGCAAGGACUAGGCUUCUUCGUACCUUCCAUCUAUCUUCCCACAUACACGAAAGCCCUCGGUUUCAACAGCGCAGUCUCCGCUCUGCCUAUCAUCCUCAUCAAUAUGGCCGCCGUCAUUGGGUCCAUCAGUAUGGGAAGCAUUGUCGAUCGCACGCACGUCACCACCGCCAUUCUCAUUUCCACUAUCGGUGCUAUGCUCUCCGUCUUCCUGAUCUGGGGCUUCAGUACCUCCUUACCGCCGCUACUUAUAUUCUGCUUCAUAUAUGGCCUUUUCGCGGGAAGCUUCACUAACACUUGGCCUGGCAUCAUGAGGGCAGUACAAAUGAGUACGGGACAGAUGGAGAGUUCAAUGGUCUUCUCCUUCUUGUCGAUGGGUAGGGGUAUUGGAAACGUCGUCAGUGGGCCGGUCAGUGAGGCAUUGAUGAAAAUGGGGAACAUUGGUGAACAUGGGCUCUAUGGGACGCAAUAUGGUAGUUUGGUGGUGUGGACCGGGAUUAGUGCUACACUUGGAGGUGUAAGCAUCAUUGGGAGGAGAGUGGGGUGGCUGUAA